This is a messenger RNA of Pochonia chlamydosporia 170, 2202 nucleotides long. RefSeq names its product pre-mRNA splicing factor CLF1. The record is from RefSeq and is a predicted model, not a curated record. The transcript has a single exon. Gene Ontology annotation, molecular function: protein binding. Lineage: Eukaryota; Fungi; Ascomycota; Sordariomycetes; Hypocreales; Clavicipitaceae. The coding region runs from base 1 to 2202 and encodes 733 amino acids.
AUGCCGGCCCCCAAACCCCCAAAGUCGUUGAAAAAUUCGUGCACCGUCGUAUAUGAUGGCACACUAUACUCAUACUCACCUGAAGGCUUCAUGUCCAUUCGUCUCGAGGACGGUGCGAAAUGGAAGACACUCGACACUGGCGUAAAGGUAACUGGUGCAACUUGUGUUGGCAGUGCCAAACCGAAAAAUAUUGAUCCCGCCUUCUUCGUGGUCGGUGGCCAGGCAGACUCCGACGCCUAUCCUGGCUUACAAAAAUAUACGUAUUCGACUGGAAAGUGGACGACAAUCACACCGACAAAUAUGGUCACCAAACACCGACAAUGGCACUCAACCACAUAUAUCGAAGCAACUGACACAAUCAUGGUAUUCGGCGGCAACCAAGAUGGAAAGUCCGGCCCGUCGGCAGACACCUUUAUCAUCCAGGCUUCAGAACCCUACACAGUCAGCCAACCCCCGGCGGUCCAGGCACCAAAUAAACCCCCGGCCAGCCUUCGACCGAUUCUUACCAAGGCCACCGUUGCCGAUGUUGUUAUGGUUGGAGGCGGCCACGGUGCUGACAGCACCAAGGUGUACUGGUAUAGUGUUGGAGGUAACUGGCGAUACACCGACAUAAGUUUGGCUGAGCCUAUUCAAAAGGACACACAGUCAAUACAAGGAAUAGUCGUCUCCGGGCAGGAUCAGUUGAAGAGCCUGAUAUUGUUCGACAUGAGCCAAUCACCCAACAAAGUUUCUCGGGUCGUCUUGCAGGAUGCAAGUGGAAAGCCAAUGACAAAUUCAAAAAUUAUCACAUCCCGCCAUCUCGGUAUCUCAUCAGAGGACAAGCGUCAACAGACUGCAGACAAUUGGCCACAGUACAACUCAACUUUAGCACCGAAGGAAACAAGGGAAAAUUUUGCCAUGGCUGAAGGGCCCAAUGGCACGGUCAUCUUUUCCGGCGGCAACGAUGACAGCCCUAUUGCCAUUUUUGACGCAACAAACAAUGGCUGGAUCAACGCUACUUCCUUCUUCAGCAGCGAACAAAAAGUUCUCUCGACCACCUCUACAACCUCUUCAGCAGCCUCCACCUCUACGAUAUUCACAUCAACUUCUACCACGUCUUCGGCUGCGGUUACUUCCACCGCAGCGGGAACUUUGCCUCCACCGCCCGACAAGCCAGAGGACUCAGGACCAAGUUCCAAUGCCAUUCUCGGUAUUACGUUGGGUUCCAUUGCGGGCUUCCUUGCACUGCUUGGUCUCAUUCUGCUUCUCCUUCGGCGGCGCAAGAAGCAACUUGGCCACACGGAGGCAGGCCGGCCAAGCCAUACCCCAUCAGAAGAAAAAGACAUGUCAACCUUCAACAAGAGCACGUUCUCUGCCGCAGGACAUCUCAGAGGACACCGGCCACAGGCAUCGGCUGAAUCAUAUUCCUCUGUUGCCAUUCUCAUGGGACGGAUGAAUAAAGAGAAGUCUGGAUUGACCAGGAAACCAAGCAAUGAUACUGCUCGCAGCUCUGUAAGCUCUUUGCACAAGCAAUUCAAAAGCACAAUCAGCAAGCCUAUUCCUCAGAGUAUGGUGCAUCCCGCUUUACAGGCUCAUGAUGAGCGUGGCGUAGCAUUUGCCCCAUCGGUAGCAGAGCCGCGUCCCCGGAACGGUCCCAUGGAAGCCAGUGACGGUAUGCGUCGAAGCUCCGGGUGGAAUCGAUAUUGGUCUGGUGGUAGUGCCCUCCAAAUCCUUGGGUUUGGCAAUGGAAAACGAAACACCAUGACAUCUGAACAGAGUUCUCGUUACUCAGAAGCAACCAACAACCCUAGAGUUACACAAGACUCUGCAACGGUACCUCCACUGAAUUUUGAAGGGCGACCUGCUGUGAACAGUGUUAAUUCUGGCAGUCCGGUGGUUGCCCAAUAUACGAGCAAGAUGCCUUUCACAGAAGGCAUGUCAGGGACGAUUGAGAGACCUGUUUCUCCAGUAUCCUCAGGGUAUUCUAGCGGCAUCCCGGAAAGUAUCAAUGAGAUAUGGGAUCCCAAGGAGGCCAAUAAGCCGUGGGGUGCCAAUCGCGCCCCGAGCAGCGCAUACGGGCCAGCCUCGUAUAGGGGUUCAGAAGCUCCUGGCGGCGCUUCGGGGUCGACGCCCCCUUCAGGCGUGAGCAAGCAGCCGCAGUUGGCAAUGGCAUCCACGUCUGAUAUGAGCUGGCUCAACCUUGGGGAUCAAUCUCGGGUUUAA